AUAUUCAUGAGCUCAGCUGUAGCUGUCUAUUGUACGGGUAAUUGUCCUGCUAUGGCGAUGCUUGUCUCAGGAUGAUCUCCGCGCGGAACAAAGACGAAAUUGUGCGAUUCUACACGGUCACCGACCCUACGACACACAAGAAAGGCUACACGGUGUAUAAAGUCACGGCCCGGAUUAUCUCACGGAAAAACCCAGAGGACAUUCAGGAGAUCACAGUGUGGAAAAGGUAUAGCGAUUUCAAAAAGCUUCAUCAAGACCUUUGGCAGAUUCACCGAAACCUCUUUGGGCAGUCAGAGCUCUUCCCCCCCUUCGCCAAAGCUAUAGUCUUUGGUCGUUUUGAUGAUUCUGUGAUUGAAAAGAGAAGACAGUGCUCAGAGGAUUUGCUGCAGUUCAGUGCUAAUAUUCCUGCUCUGUAUGGCAGCCAGUCCAUACAGGAUUUCUUUAAGGGUGGUGAGGUGCAAGACAGCUCUGAGCUCAUCGGCCCAGCCGAGCCCUUCUCUGAUUUCCUAGCUGACAGUCUCUUAGAUAGCAGCUCUGAAGUUCCCAAACAUAUCAGUUUUGUGGAUGAUUUUCUAGUCACCAACCCAUCUAAACAUGAGUGUGGCAGCGGUCACAGUGAGCUGAAUUCUCUGGAGGUUGAUGGAGACUUUCUGGCCGCUGUGGACGAUGGAAUGGCAUCAGGCAGCAUCAAGCACAAAGCAACACAAAGCAACUCCUCUCCAAUCCCACAGCCAGUGACGUUCCCGAGCCGGGUGGGAGUAGAGUCCAGCCACACCAGUGGGACUUUGAGCUUUGCCUCCAGUCUCAGGAGCUCCACAGAGAAGGAGGACUACCUGGAAAAGGCCAGUGGGCUGAUCGCUCUAGCUGUCCAGAAAGAAGUGGAGCAGGAAUUUGCAGUGGCGUUUUCCUACUAUCGUAGAGGUGUGGAUCUUCUGCUGCAGGGUGUACAAGGAGAGGUGAGUCCCAGCAGAAGGGAGGCUGUGAAGAGAAAGACGGCAGAAUAUCUGAUGCGUGCCGAGCUCAUUUCUGCACAGCUCAAGGACAGCAUGGGCCAGAGCUCCACUCAAAGCAGGGCGCUGGGCUCGCAGUGCUGUGGCGGCUCGUGGUCUGAGCAGACUCACUUUGAUGAGCUGAAGCAUUACAGAGUGCUGGGCGUUAUUGAUAAGGUGCUGUUGGUGAUGGAUAAGAGAACGCAAGAAACUUUUAUUUUGAAAGGUUUAAGGAAAAGCAGUGCUUGUGGGCGUGUUAAGAAGACCGUUGUGCCUCGUUCCCUGCCUAACAUGGUACAACUGGAGAAAUACAUCGUCUCAGAGGAUUCCAUCUUUCUUUUACUGGAGUAUGCUGAGGGUGGUAAAUUGUGGACUCAUAUCUGCAAGUAUCUGCAUGGCAGCAGUCCCGACGAAAGCUUCAACAUACCUUUCAUCCAGAAAGCUCACUCUAUAGCUAUACAUUCAGCCCUGAACCCUGUGCCCACCGGUUCCAGCAGUGUGGAUUCCCGGGUCCUAAGCUUUGGAGAGCGUCCUUUAGGAGCCCGGCCGCCAGACUCGGGAGCCACCUCUGAGGAGGAGUGCACCAACAGCUACCUGACACUGUGCAACGAGUACGAGCAGGAGAAGCUGGAGCCAGAGGAAGACCCCUGCACACAGAAACAUGCAUGUUCAACGCUAAACACCGAUAGUCUGUGCUCUCCGGUUUCAAUGCAGGAGCUGUGCUUCUUCACUGAGGAGGAUCAACUGGCUGGCUUUAUGGAUCAAUGCACAUCUGACCAUCUGAGCCCAUCGCCGCCCAAGGAGCUCUUCUACAGUGAGGGUAAGGACGUCUGCAAGCCACUGUCUUUACCCUCAGAUGCUGGUAUAGAGGAGCCACUGGGGAAGCCACAGGAAGAGUCGGAUCUCUGGAGGUCUGACGGUGAUCAAUGCUCAAAUGAGUUGGUGCCGGUAAUUUCCUUUAAAGAGGCUGUAUCGGAGGAUGCGAAUGUCAGCUGUGCUGUUGAGGGACAACCGCCUGAUCUUUUGGUCAAUCUGCCGGCACUCGAAGGAGGCACAGGAGAUGUGUUAGAGGAAGUGCUUGUCCCUAAAGGCAUCGCUUUCCCUGUUGUAGACAAAACCUCUCCCACAUUUGGCAGGCCAGAUGUUCUACAGAGAGGAGAGAACGCAGAGUUGGACCCGUCUGUUGAUGUGGCUACACUUCCACUUCCACACAAACCAUCAAAAACAGCAGACUUAUUGACUCUGUCUUCCCCCAAGCUCUCGGUUAUGCUGGACGCAGCGGUUCCCGAACAUGAAGACGUGGGGUUGGGGUCAGAGGGCACUUCAGGAGAGCAGGAGGUUGAGAAAGUGUCGAAGUUGUUUCAAGAGCUGGAUAGGUUGGCUGCUGUUUCAUUAGACACGCGUAUCCCAGAGGCGAUGGUGAGGAGCUGGGCUGCUGACAUGGUUGUGGCUCUGGAUGCGCUGCAUCAGGAGGGAGUCAUCUGUCGAGACCUGAACCCCAGCAACAUACUGCUAAACAACACAGGUCAUGUGCAGCUGACCUAUUUCUGUAGCUGGAGUGAUGUAGAGGAGUCAUGUGACCCUAAUGCCUUCUCGAAGAUGUACUGCGCACCAGAAGUGGGCGGAAUCUGUGAAGAGACGCUAGCGUGUGAUUGGUGGAGUUUGGGAGCCCUUUUAUUUGAGCUCAUAGUUGGAAAGUCUCUAUAUCAGUGUCAUCCUGCUGGCAUUGGUAGACACUCAUCCCUGAACAUCCCAGAGUUUGUGUCGGAGGAGGCACGCUCUCUGCUGGAACAGUUGUUGCAGUAUAAUCCAGUGGAGCGGCUUGGCGCAGGAGUAGCUGGUGUGGAGGAUAUUAAGUCUCAUCCUUUCUUUUCUCAUGUGAACUGGACCAAUUGAACUAUCAGAUGCUUUACUAGUAUGAGAUGAAAGAUCGAAACUGUCUGAGAUGUCUAUAUGGACAAAAACAAUGUCAUAAAUGCUGCAGGACACAUUUAUUUCACAAAUUCUCCUGCCUACAAAUGGCCAAAGCUCACUGUUGAGUGAGGAAGUCUAUAGCAGUGAGAGGAAAAUGGAUGUUACUGUUUUUGAAAUAAAAAAAUAAAAAACAUUUGUUUAAACCAGGGUUAGCAAUUAAGAUUCAAGAGCCACUUGAAAUAAUAGGAAGAGUUUAAGGAGGUUUCCUGUUCAUAUCAGAUGAGAACUAUCAACACAAUGGCUUCGUUCGAAAUCGCAUACUCUUGAGUACGUACUUAUUCUGAAUAAGUAAUUUCUUCACUGCCGCUGUGUAGUGUGAAUGCAAUAAGGACAUACUACAUUUGCCAUGUUGUCAUUAUCAUUUGACCUACCAGUGUCAGUUGUGUUGCUUCACUGCCAUUCAUAAAUCCUGUCCCGUGGCCUCAUGGGAUAGUAAAGUGUCCAUCAUAUGCACACUUAAGAAUCUCUCCGGAAGAAGUAGGUCAUCCAGGUACUGUUUGCCUACUCUUUUAUGAGUACUGUGAAUUCUUACAUACUACUUUUGUCG
Molecule: messenger RNA, 3510 nt
Organism: Rhinichthys klamathensis goyatoka
Lineage: Eukaryota; Metazoa; Chordata; Actinopteri; Cypriniformes; Leuciscidae
Gene: rps6kc1
Product: ribosomal protein S6 kinase polypeptide 1
Exons: 16
Coding region: 72-2885 (937 amino acids)
Biological process (GO): protein phosphorylation
Cellular component (GO): early endosome
Molecular function (GO): protein kinase activity; phosphatidylinositol binding; ATP binding
Source: RefSeq, a predicted model, not a curated record